UCGUCGUCAAAAAUGACCUCCAGUUCGGAUGUGCUCGCGCUUCUCCAGCGCCCCCUGGAGCCAACGUUUUAUCCGAAAAACGAUGGCAAAACCGUGCUGGAACUUCCGGACGAGUACCUAACUGAUCGGUACCGGCCAAUCGGCGAUGAGCUCCAGAAACGCUUCACGGACAAUGUUGACAUUCGCAUUCCGGUGCGAAACGUCGGUGUACCGGACAUUUCGUUUGCACAAGUGAUCGAUCGGAGAGGUUCCUUUUCGUUGUUCAUCGAAAAGCACCGUCAGAUCGCGUCACAGUUGAUCGACCUGUUCCUGCAACAGCCAGACAUAUCCUCGCUGCUCAGCGUGGCGUCGUACAGCCGCGAUCGGUUGAACGUGUUCCUGUUCCAGUACGCUCUGGCAGUGGCCGUGCAGCAUCGACAGGAUACGAGCAGUGUGAACUUACCUUCAAUUUUGGAACUGUUUCCAGAUCAGUUUGUUGAUCCGGCUGUAUUUCCCAAGCUGCGCGAGGAGGGAAAGGUAGUCAGUCAAGCUAAUCGGAUGGUAAUUGAGCUUCCGCAAAACUACACGGCUUCGGAUCGCGACGAUGAACAAAGGUUGGCUUAUUUCCGCGAGGACAUUGGUGUUAAUAUGCAUCACUGGCAUUGGCAUUUGGUUUACCCCACGUCAGGUCCAAAGAUAGUGAUCGAUAAGGAUCGACGUGGUGAACUGUUUUUCUACAUGCAUCAGCAAAUCAUUCAUCGGUACAAUGUGGAAAGAUUUGGCAACCGGUUGGGAAAGACGAAGAGUAUGCACAAUUUCCGUGAUUCAAUCCCGGAAGCUUAUUUCCCGAAGAUGGUCAGAAGUUCCAACAAUCGGCCAUAUGCGUCUAGACCGAGGAAUUUCGCACUGAAGGACAUUGAUCGCUACGUUGAAGGGCUGAAGUUUACAAUCACCGAAAUGGAACAAUGGAGAGAUCGAAUUUACGCUGCAAUCGAUGCUGGAUUCAUUGUGGAUUCCUCUGGGAGAAACGUGCCUUUGGACGAGAAAACUGGAAUCGACAUUCUUUCAAACAUUGUCGAAGCCUCUGAUUUGUCGAUUAAUCCGAAACUCUACGGUAACCUGCACAUUUCAGGCCACAUUGCGCUAGCCUUCUGUCAUGAUCCGGAAAACCGCUACCUAGAGGAGUACGGCAUAAUGGGAGAUGUGGCCACGGCUCAACGUGAUCCAACCUUCUACAGAUGGCACUCGUUCAUUGAUGAUAUCCUUGUUCGUCACAAAGAUACGUUUGAUCCCUACACCGCAAAUGAGCUCUCAUUUCCGGGAAUCGCCAUCUCCAGUCUCAGUGUCUCGUUGAAUCGACCAAAGGUCCCACAAAACGUUCUGUUGACCUACUGGCAACGAUCGCAGGUUGAUCUUGCUGCCGGAUUGGACUUUGGACCCGACGGAAAUGUAUUCGCUUCCUUCACUCACCUACAACAUGCGGCAUUUUCGUACAUUUUCGAGGUUCAAAAUUCAAACAGCACUCCGAUCCGUGGAACUGCUCGCAUUUUCUUGGCACCAAAAGUGGACGAUCGUAAUACGCCUCUGAAGUACAGCGAUUGGAGAGGCUACGUCAUAGAAAUGGAUAAAUUUGGAGUUAUAUUGAACCCAGGAACCAACACAAUCAAACGCAGAUCGGAUCAAUCCAGUGUAACCGUUGCCUUCGACCGCACAUUCCGUCGGAUCAAAAAUGAAAAAGAUCUCCCGAACAAGACCGACCUGGAGCAGUUCCGCUUCUGCGGUUGUGGAUGGCCCGAACAUAUGCUCCUUCCGAAAGGAACUCCCGAGGGUAUGCGUUUCGAUUUGUUCCUCAUGAUUUCAAACUAUGCCAACGAAAACAUUGGCGAGAACAUCGAUUUUGCAGAUGCUGCAAAAUGCGCCGACUCGCAUUCGUUCUGCGGUCUUCGGGAUCAAAAAUACCCAGAUGGUCGAGCCAUGGGAUUCCCGUUCGAUAGACGAUCAGCAACUUCCGUGGAAACUUUGCAGGACUACACCGCCCCGUACUCGAACAUGCGCACCACGGACGUUACGAUCAAAUUCACCAAUACUGUAAUUGCGAGGGCGUGAUCCGAUUUUGUUCCGUUUUGUCUUUGAUGGUGCCAUCACCAAUCGGGCGUACAUUAGACGAGUAAUUAAACCUGGCCCUCCCUCUCGGUUCGUUCGUUAAUUAGCAAACCAAAGAAGUGGAAAUUGUUCUUUUCCUCGAGCUUGCUUUCAAUAAAACCUUCGUUAGUUUUCUUUUCUUCUCGGAGCUAGAGCAUCAUCAAAGAGAA
Ochlerotatus camptorhynchus is the source of this 2291-nucleotide messenger RNA. Its product is annotated as phenoloxidase 8-like. The transcript is spliced from 6 exons. Gene Ontology annotation, molecular function: oxidoreductase activity. The record is from RefSeq and is a predicted model, not a curated record. The coding region runs from base 13 to 2085 and encodes 690 amino acids. NCBI's taxonomy places the organism in Eukaryota, Metazoa, Arthropoda, Insecta, Diptera, Culicidae.